UGAGUGCAAUGUUCGAAGAACAGUGCACAAUAUGCUCACUUAAGUACCGACUGUUACACAGCGCGAGUACCUAGUCACACAGAUAUAUAUCAUGAGUCCGUGUGUGUCGACGACCGGUUAAUCGAAGCGACAGUUUUAAAUAUUAUAAAGUUCGUUUAAAUUUUUUUUUAACUGUUUUUGUUCGGCGUUAACUGCAGCAGCUAUUUUACUAUCAUAAUAACCGAUGACCUGCACGUAUAUCCGAUAAUAACUAAGUUUUUUGGGGAUCCGGUUCCUGAGCUGCAUCCAGAGUACUAUAGAUAUUUUACAUUUCAAGCUGAAUUAAUGUCAAUCACUUCUAUCACGUCGUACAACCAUAUUAUAAUUGAAAAUUACAAUUCGUUCGCGAUGUAAUUGUUUUCCUACGACUUUCACACAAUACUGAUGCAUCGAUGCGAAGUUUAUUAAGUUAAACUGUAUUAAUAAAUUUACCACCUGUUCUGCAGUUUUAUCAUGGAAAUGGCGACGAAUACAGAUAAUAAAACAAAUGUAGACGAAAACAACCAAGACUGUACCACCAUCUCUUUCGAAACUCACGGUAGUCAUCCGAAGACGUGCAUAGAAGGAUUUGAAAAAACCACGAAUUGGCGUUUCCCACGGUUGUUGAUCAGCAACAACAAACAAUUAGCGGUGAAAUGUCUGUGCCACGCUGUGGUCUUAGCUUAUAUAUUAGCUGCCAUACACCAUUGGUAUUUAAGCAACGUAAAAGACAUCGGUUGGAAAAACGGACUGGGCCUACUGAUCGUCUUGGCCACCUGUUAUUAUGGUGUGCUGCCAGUAAAAUGCAUGUUCACAUUGAUACCUGCCCGGAAACUCGUGAAAGUAUUGCCACUCGAGCAUUUCAAAAUCGGAGUGCUGUGCACUUUCUUGGGGUCGUUUGUUUUAUUCAUUUUCUUCGACACACAAAAUAACCGGCACAGGCUGGUGCCGUUGGCCGGACUUGGCGUGUUCGUUCUUGUCGGGUUCAUAUUUUCCAAGCACCGCGGUCACGUGAAUUGGACCACGGUCGCGUCCGGUCUAGCCACGCAGAUAACCAUAGGAAUGUUGACCAUCCGAUGGCAGGUCGGCCGGUCAAUAGUCCAGGCAGUCGGAGAGUUGGCCGAAAAGUUUUUCUCUUUUGCGUACGUUGGAGCUAAGGUGACGUACGGCAAUGAGCUAAUCGACAAUUAUGGUGUAUUCGCGUUUAAGGUGCUUUCGGUGUUAUUCUUUAUGUGUUUUGUUAUUGAAAUACUAUUUUACUAUGGGAUCAUACAGACAAUAGUCAUAAAAUUAGGAUGGUGCUUGCAAAAAUUACUGGGAACGACAGCAGCCGAAUCAGUCAACACCUGUGCCAGCGUGUUCUUAGGCAUGUCGGAAGCGCCUAUUAUCAUUAAACCGUAUUUACCUGAUCUAACAGAAUCAGAAAUCCAUGCCGUUAUGAUGGGAGGAUUUUCAACAGUAGCAGGAACUGUUUUCGCGGCGUACACGUCGUUUGGCAUUGAUCCGGCCUACCUAAUUACCGCAUCGGUCAUGUCAGCUCCAACUGCGCUAAGUUUCUCCAAACUGAUUUUUCCAGAAACUGAAAAAUCAAUGAACAGCGUGGAUCAGAUAUGUACUAAAAAGACUAACGACGAGGGUAACGUAAUGGACGCGGCUUGUAAAGGGGCCCAGUUUGGAUUGAAAAUAAUUGGAGCGAUUGUCGCCAACAUAGUGGCGUUCGUGUCGUUCGUGGCGUUCAUCAACGCGAUAAUAUCGUGGUUGGGAAAUUUGGUCGGGCUAGAAGACCUAUCAUUCGAGUACGUACUGGGCAAAAUGCUGAUACCCGUUACUUGGCUGUUGGGAGUCGAUCCUAGCGAGUGCGAAGCGGUUGGCAAAUUGAUCGGCCUGAAAAUGACGAUCAACGAAUUUGUGGCGUACAAACAAAUGGGCGAUCUAAUCAAAGAAGGCAAGCUUAACCGCAAGUCGGAGAUCGUCGCCACUUUCGCCUUAUGCAGUUUCGCCAAUCCCGGAUCGAUUGGCUCGAUGAUUGCCACGCUGACGACUUUGUGCCCGACACAGCGAUCGGCAAUAACCAAAAAUGUCUUUAGGGCAUUUCUUGGCGGCACGGUCACUUGUUUUUUAACGGCAGCAAUUGCUAGUUUACUAAUGCCCGACGAAGGAUUAAAAGACUAAAAAUAAUUAUUUAUCAUUGUAAUUUUUGUACGUACAUUUUUUUUAUAUCAGUUCAUGUGAUGUUUUAUAUUAUAAUACCUACAUAAUAGUAUGCAUAUAUUUAACUAACUCGUAUAUACUAUAUUUUAUUAUUGUUAUGAAAAUUGUAUCGACGUAAGUCUCAUUAUAUUUUGUUAAGCACGACUAUUUUAUAUUGUUAAAUACAUUAUUAUAGCAUAUAUUACUUUAUUGAUAAUAUUAUUUAAGUAUAAAUAUACGCAAUGUUAAUAACAA
Messenger RNA from Metopolophium dirhodum (rose-grain aphid), 2463 nucleotides. RefSeq names its product sodium/nucleoside cotransporter 2-like. Gene Ontology annotation, molecular function: nucleoside:sodium symporter activity. The record is from RefSeq and is a predicted model, not a curated record. Gene Ontology annotation, biological process: nucleoside transmembrane transport. NCBI's taxonomy places the organism in Eukaryota, Metazoa, Arthropoda, Insecta, Hemiptera, Aphididae. Gene Ontology annotation, cellular component: membrane. The coding region runs from base 493 to 2190 and encodes 565 amino acids. The transcript is spliced from 14 exons.